AUGGGGAGCGACAUCAGUAAGAACAGUAAGAGAGAGGGACCACCUGCUCGGCAUCGACUCAAUUAUGGAUUCCUCUCAAACGUGGGGGCCUACAUCUCUCACAGACUCGGACACUCGGCUGUGUUUUCUCGGCCUGUGGGACCGGACGGCAGACCGCCCAUCCUCAAACUCCUGCAGCCUCCAGAGGACACAAAGACGACUCCUCCAGCUUUCAUCUCCGUCUUUCUGCCUGAGUUCCCACAGCAUAACCUCCCUGGACGAGAGCAUUUCAAGAUCCUGGGCUUCAUAGCCAAAGGCUCAUAUGGACCCAUCUUGAAAGUGAAGGACAUUUACAAAGAGAAGACCUAUGCUGUGAAGGUUCUACCAAAGUCAGACAUCUUGAAGCAUGGAGUGCUGGAGCAGUCAAAAGAAGAAGUCAUCGUUCAGCGGCAGCUCAAACACCCAUUCAUCCACAAUCUGCAGGACUGCUGGCAGACACAGCGCCAUCUCUUCAUUAUGUGCGACUACUGCACCACCGGAGACUUGUACACUUACUGGUUACUGAAGGGCCAGUUUGGGGAGGAUGAGGUUUGUCUCUUUGCUGCAGAGCUGGGCAGUGCGCUGGGAUUUCUGCAUGACUUAGGGAUCAUACAUAGAGAUGUGAAGAUGGAGAAUAUUCUUUUAAGUGAUCAAGGUCACCUUCGUCUGUCUGAUUUUGGACUCUCGCGGCGGCUGAAACGAGGAGGAAAAGCAUUUACGAUAUGUGGGACGAUCCAAUACAUGGCUCCUGAAGUUUUAAGUGGUGGUCCGUACAACCACGCUGCUGACUGGUGGUCUUUUGGCAUUAUGCUGUUCUCACUGGUGACGGGAGAGUUUCCAGUUCCUGCAGAGCCGGACCACAGCACCAUGUUGAAGAAGGUCACACAUUUUCCUUAUGUCCUACCUGAGACCUUCAGCUCUGCUCUGAUCUUACUGCUCACUGAGCUUUUGUGCAAGAGUCCAGUGACCCGGCUUCGUAACCUGGAGUGUUUGAAGAUGCAGGCUUUCUUUCGUGGCACUUCAUUCGACUCUCUCAUCCUUCAAAAGACGCCCGUUAAAGUCAUCCUGGAGCUCAGGACUCAUCCUGAUUGGGCAGCCAAAGCAAUGAGAGGCCUUUCAUUGGACUACUUUAAUAACUUUGACUGCGAUACAAUUCUCCAUUCUCCUGCAACUCCCACUGAAGUGUCUCCUACGUUGACCAACAUGGACCUGAGCCCAGCUACAGAACAGACUUGUAAAGCAUAAGACUGGACAAUGUUUAUGAAGAAAACUGGAAGUUGACUGGAAAUGAGAAACUGUAUAUUUUUACUUCUAUUUUUAUUGCUGUCAGUCUAUAACGAAGUAAAGUUGUAAAUGAUCAACAUUAUUUGUUGGUAAUUUACAGUACUGGAAUUCUAACAAAUCAUCCGAGUGGUUUAUCCUUACAUUUAUAAAUGAAUGAAUUAGAAUUUGAUAGCAAACAUUUUGUGCUCCUUGGUACAGUUGAGAUGUAUGAGCUGUGUGCAUCUAUGAUUUCUCUGCCCAGCUGGACGUGCCUGGAACACCUCCCUAGGGAGGCGCCCAGGUGGCAU
Cottoperca gobio is the source of this 1589-nucleotide messenger RNA. RefSeq names its product ribosomal protein S6 kinase related a (gene rskra). The record is from RefSeq and is a predicted model, not a curated record. Gene Ontology annotation, molecular function: protein serine/threonine kinase activity; ATP binding. Gene Ontology annotation, biological process: protein phosphorylation. The coding region runs from base 1 to 1263 and encodes 420 amino acids. The transcript has 12 exons. Lineage: Eukaryota; Metazoa; Chordata; Actinopteri; Perciformes; Bovichtidae.